Messenger RNA from Girardinichthys multiradiatus, 548 nucleotides. Its product is annotated as dynein light chain roadblock-type 2-like. The record is from RefSeq and is a predicted model, not a curated record. Gene Ontology annotation, biological process: microtubule-based movement. Lineage: Eukaryota; Metazoa; Chordata; Actinopteri; Cyprinodontiformes; Goodeidae. Bases 57 to 347 code for a protein of 96 amino acids. Gene Ontology annotation, cellular component: cytoplasm; centrosome; cytoplasmic dynein complex. Gene Ontology annotation, molecular function: dynein intermediate chain binding. The transcript has 4 exons.
UUCCGUUUCCCUAGGCAACAGAAAAACUCGAGCCGUUAGUUCUUCUCUCAAAGAAAAUGGCUAAUGUUGAGGAGACAAUGAAGAGGAUUGAAAGCCAUAAAGGUGUGAUUGGAACAAUUGUUGUGAACGCCGAGGACAUUCCUAUCAGAACAACUUUGGAUAAUUCCACAACUGCCAAGUAUGCAAGACUUCUUCGCAACUUCACUAUCUUGGCCAGGAGCACGGUCAGAGAUGUUGACCCUCAAAAUGACCUCACCUUUGUGCGCAUCCGCUCCAAGAAACAUGAGAUCAUGAUUGCUCCUGAGAACAACAAUCUGUUGAUAGUCAUCCAAAGCCCAUGUGAAUAGCUGCACCAGAUAUUCGGCCAUUGUCACAUGAUGGUUUCUUUUCAAGAAAAUGUUUUAUGUUACAUAAUCCCACUUUUUUGUUCUGCACAUGUUGCUUUUUAAACAUGGAAUGUUAUGUGGUUUUGCUUGUGUAAUACUCUUCUUUCAUUUUAUUCCUCUUGAUAGAAAAUUUAUGUGGAAUAAAAUUGUUUUUCUCUCAGA